This is a messenger RNA of Sinocyclocheilus grahami, 779 nucleotides long. RefSeq names its product RRP15-like protein. The transcript has 3 exons. Bases 26 to 457 code for a protein of 143 amino acids. Gene Ontology annotation, biological process: maturation of 5.8S rRNA; maturation of LSU-rRNA. The record is from RefSeq and is a predicted model, not a curated record. NCBI's taxonomy places the organism in Eukaryota, Metazoa, Chordata, Actinopteri, Cypriniformes, Cyprinidae. Gene Ontology annotation, cellular component: preribosome, large subunit precursor.
CGAUAAGAAACGAGCAUGGGAGAAUAUGUGCAGAGAGAAGCCUGAUGCGGUUCGAGACCGAGAGCAUGAGAGGAACCUACAGAAAAUUGCUACUAGAGGUGUGGUGCAGUUGUUCAACGCAGUGAAGAAGCAUCAGAAGAACGUGGAUGAAAGGAUAAAGGAAGUUGGGGGUUCAGAGAGAAAAAAAUCCAGAAUUCUGUCCUCAGUGACUAAGAAGGACUUCAUUGAUGUCUUGAGAGGAGCAGACGUGGCUCACAAACCGGCCAUUAAAAAAGAGAAAGUGCAGCCUGUAGAAGUGAAAGGGGAGAAUCCGUCCUGGAGCGUGUUGAGGGAUGAUUUUAUGAUGGGCACAUCCAUGAAGGACUGGGAUAAGGAGAGCGAUGAAGAGCGUGAAGGAGAGGAAGGAGGAGAAGACAACCUUGAGCCCGAUGAAGACUGCAGCAGUGAAUCGGACUGAUCCAUCACUACUGCACAUGUGCAUCAUGUAGUGCAUACAUGCAAGUGCUCUUACAGACCCCGAGAUCUGCCCUGCACCAAGAGGCAAGACUCCGCGUUACCUGCAGUUCUCAGAGGGUGGAUCAUGUGGUACUGGGAUAGGGAGAGCCAGUAAUCUGUGAUGUUGCCCUGAUCUUGAUUUUUUUAAUGUGUCCUGGUAAAACAGGGUCUUUUUUGAGUGCAUUGAUGAGUGCUGCACAUUUUGCCAAACCUCUGUGCUCUUUUUCUGUAUAUAGUCAUUUAUAUCACAGUGUCCUUUGCUAAAUAAAUCAUUUCCUUCAUGA